CAGUCUUUAGUCAUGUCAAACCUCAGUCAAAUGACAGCCUUUUUCCCCACACCAUUUUCCUUCUUGUCUUAGCACUUAGCAGUUAGCUCCUCCCCUUCUUUUCCCUCACUCCUCCCCACACUUAGCAAUGACAACAGAAACAACCAGUCCCAUUUUCUUCUUCACUCUUCUCCUCCUUACUUUCACUUCAACCCCAUCUUUCUCCAUUGAAAAUGAUAUCAAAUGUCUUGAAGGAAUCAAAUCUGCACUUUCUGACCCACUCAAUAAGCUCUCAUCUUGGUCUUUUUCAAACACUUCUGUUGCUGCCUCAAUUUGCAAACUUGUUGGUGUUUCUUGCUGGAAUGAGAAAGAAAACCGGCUCAUUUCUCUUCAGCUCCCUUCUAUGUCUCUCUCCGGUUCACUCCCACCUUCCCUUCAGUAUUGUACCUCUCUUCAAUCCCUUGAUCUCUCUGGUAACUCCCUCUCCGGUUCACUCCCGGUUCAACUCUGUUCUUGGUUGCCUUAUCUUGUUAAUCUUGACCUUUCAGGCAACUCUUUCUCCGGUUCUAUACCUCCUGAGUUUAUCAACUGCAAAUUCUUGAACACCCUUUUGCUAAAUGACAAUAAGCUUACUGGUUCGAUUCCUUUUGAGAUUGGCCUGCUCGACCGGCUGAAACGGUUCAGUGUGUCAAACAAUGGUCUUACCGGUCCGGUUCCUGAUGAUUUAGACCGGUUCUUGAAGGAUGAUUUUGAAGGGAAUAAUGGGCUUUGUGGGAAACCACUUGGAUCUAAAUGCAGUAAUUUGAGUAACAAGAAUCUUGUAAUUAUUAUAGCUGCUGGUAUUGUAGGUGCUGCAGGAUCUUUGAUUCUUGGAUUUGGGAUUUGGUGGUGGUUUUUGGUUCAGCCUAGUAAGAAGAAAAAUAGAGAACUUAUUGAUGGUAAAGGCAGUAAUAAUAGCAGUGAUUGGGUUGAAAAGUUGAGAGCUUUUAAGCUUGUUCAGGUGACAUUGUUUCAAAAACCUAUUAACAAGAUUAAGUUGAAUGAUUUAUUAGCAGCUACUAAUUCUUUUGAUAGUGAUAAUAUUGUUAUUUCAACUAGGACUGGUAUUUCUUAUAGAGCUAUGUUGCCUGAUGGAUCUGCAUUGGCUAUUAAAAGGUUGAGUAGUUGUAAAGUGAGUACUGAAAAACAGUUUAGGUCCGAGAUGAAUCGAUUAGGACAGCUUAGGCAUCCAAAUUUAGUGCCUUUAUUGGGUUUCUGUGUUGUUGAUAGUGAAAGGCUUUUGGUGUAUAAGCAUAUGCAAAAUGGGAGUUUGUAUUCACUUUUGCAUGGUAAUCUUAGUACUGGGGUUAGGAGUAGUAAUUGUGAGCUUAGUUGGCCAGCUAGGCUUAGGAUUGCUGCUGGUGCAGCUAGAGGACUUGCUUGGUUUCAUCACGGGUGCCAACCGCCCUAUUUGCACCAAUACCUUAGCUCAAAUGUGAUUCUAGUAGACGAUGAUCUUGAUGCUAGGAUCACGGAUUUUGGGCUUGCGAGCCUCGUUGGUUCUAGUGACUCGAAUGAUAGUUCAUUCGUCAAUGGGGAUUUAGGAGAGUUUGGUUAUGUGGCUCCUGAAUAUUCAAGCACGUUGGUUGCGUCGAUGAAAGGGGAUGUUUACAGUUUUGGAGUCGUGAUGUUAGAGUUGGUGACCGGACGAAAACCUCUUGGCGCGGGUAAUGCUGACGAAGGAUUUAAAGGUAGCCUAGUUGAUUGGGUUAAUCAACUCUCGAGCUCAGGUCGAAGUAGGGAUGUGAUUGACAAAUCUUUUGUUGGAAGAGGUCAGGACGAUGAAAUCUUGCGAAUUCUUCAAAUUGCUUGUUCUUGUGUGGUUUCAAGGCCGAAAGAUAGACCAUCUAUGUACACAGUGUACCAGUCAUUGAAGAGCAUGGUGAAAGAACAUUGCUUUUCGGAACACUUUGAUGAAUUUCCAAUCAACUUGACCAAGCAAAAUCAUGAUCAUAAGGAUUAGAUUAUAAGCAUGAAAUGAUUAGACAAAUGUUUCUAGUUUUGAAUAUUUUAGCUAUGGCGCUUGUACUUCAGACUGAAGGUAGUUCCUCUUUGAAAUUACCCCUCGUCAUUUAUCGAUAACUUUGUAUAGUUUGAAAUUACCAAGCAACUUUGUAGGAAUGCAUGAUCUUUGUGCUUUCUGGAUACAUAUUUUGUCAAUCUAUGUUUAAAUGUUUCAGUUGUGAA
Nicotiana tabacum (common tobacco) is the source of this 2205-nucleotide messenger RNA. RefSeq names its product putative inactive receptor kinase At1g27190. The record is from RefSeq and is a predicted model, not a curated record. Lineage: Eukaryota; Viridiplantae; Streptophyta; Magnoliopsida; Solanales; Solanaceae. Gene Ontology annotation, molecular function: protein kinase activity; protein binding; ATP binding. Gene Ontology annotation, biological process: protein phosphorylation.